AUGGAGGACAAAAGGCCUCGGGUGGAUCCCGAUGAGAAUGAAGAAGGCCACGUGCAACCGAUGGAAGAAUUAAAAAUGGUACAACUCAGCAACAGUGAUCCGACCCGAGUAACCAAGAUCGGGACCAGGAUGAGCCCGGAGAUAGCCGAAGAGCUACUGGUGUUUUUACGAUCGAGCCAGGAUGUGUUCGCUUGGUCCUCCAAGGACAUGGUGGGAAUAGAAUUGGAGGUAGCCGUACACGAGCUAAACGUCAGCCCCGAAUCGACCCCAGUUAAACAGAAAAGAAGACCCUUAGGGGCCGAGAAGGAUAAGAUCAUCGAGGAAGAAGUAAAUAAAUUACUCGAGGUGGGACAUAUCAAAGAAGUCAGGUUCCCAACGUUGCUGUCGAACGCCUCUUUGUCAAAAAGUCAGAAGGAAAAUGGAGGAUGUGCAUAG
Erythranthe guttata (spotted monkey flower) is the source of this 435-nucleotide messenger RNA. The record is from RefSeq and is a predicted model, not a curated record. NCBI's taxonomy places the organism in Eukaryota, Viridiplantae, Streptophyta, Magnoliopsida, Lamiales, Phrymaceae.